AUGCCACCCUACACCUCAGAAACCUUCCCGUUGAAGAUUCUGCUGGAAUCAUCCCCGCGCCUGCCUGCUGCGCCGCGCCGCGCCCCGCCAACACCUCUUGCUGCCCGCUGCGUGCUCCCGCCCCUUCCCCUCUGCCCCACGCUCUCAAGUGCGUCCACCCUCCCCCACGCGCACCUUCUGUCUGCUCUCUGCCCCGCGCUCCUGCCCCCACGUGCAUCCCCUUUACCCCCCCCCUCCCUAUGCGCACCCCCUCUUCCCCACGGCACCCAGCGCCGGACGCCAGGGGACAGCAUGCCCUGCAGGAAGAAGGCGCCCCCGCACCCGCUCCCAAAUACUUAUAGAAUAUUUAAUAUUGAUAUACCAGAAGUAAACAUGAAAAUAGAAAAGGUUAAUGGUGAAUAUCUACCUAAAAAGAAUAAACAGUCUUUCCAGCACUCAUAUUUACCAGAGUGGCGCAAUAAUCCCCAACCACGUUAUGCAAAAUUAAUUAACACCAACGUAAGGUUCUUAAAUGAACCAAUAUACUAUAUGGAAACAGAAGGCACAAUGGCUAAAAAGCAUCAUUGGUGGCCAAGUGGGGAACCAUGUGUAUAUCAUUAUAGUCCACCUUACGACAGACAAAGCACUCAAAGAAAUGAUUUCCAGAAGCCAACCUGUACAUUGUCUUCUCCAACUAAAUACAGCAGUAAACUACAGCCUUCCUGUGGAAUAGUUCCACUUGCAACUCCUAGAACAUCAACAAGUCUUCCAACAAUUUUACAGGAGCGGACCUCCUUUAUUCAUCAGUACAAUGCCAGAAAAUCUCCUAAUGAACCCAUCCGAGGAAAGCGACAUGGAGCUUUUGUGUGGACAGAGAUAAAACCAGUGAGUGGGCCAGUAGUUCCUCAGGGAACAGAAGUAUUCCUGAGUGCUAGAGGGUCAUGCUCACUGGAACAGGCAAAAACAGAGAAAGGAAACUCAGUGGAAAGCCAAAUGACCUCACCCACUCUCUGCCUGCACAAUUCCCAGGAGACAUUAGGCUGUGAAACUCACUUAUCAAAACCAGACGUCCGAGAAGCAGCCAAGGCAUAUCCCAGAAUCCCUGUAAGAGGACAGAAGAGUUCAGACAUUUCUCAGGCAACUGAGGUGGAUGUUAUCCGUCCUGCUGAGGAAGAGUCUUUAUGUCCAGCAAUGAAAGGUCCUCUGGAUAAAUCUCUGAAUAGGUUACCUCCCACACAUAAAAACAUAUGAAUCACUGAGAUCACCAUCAGUCACUAAAAUGAAGAGAGCCUGGAAUCACUGUGCAAGCUCAUGCAUUUGCUUGGUCUAAUAUCAAUAAUACUAAACACAAGCUAACAAUUCACUGGUGUCAGCGAGAACACAGUACUCCUUUGACAAAACAACAGCUGCACUGUACUUUGAUGUUUGUCGAAAACUAUAUACCUAUAAGAAUUAUGGGGUGGGUUUGUUUUUUUUUUAAGGUGGAAUUGAUUUCCUUGUUAGGCUGAACACAAUCAUCUUGAUCAUAUAUAUUCUGUACUAAGUCUGACUUUGAGUUAAUUAACACUUUCGGGUCUGGAAGUGAUUAUGAUUCUUGAGUAUGUACUUUUUUUUCAGUAAUAGAAACACCAGUUAUAGUGUUUGGUUUUAUUGCUGAUUGCUGUUUUUUUAACAUAUAUACUUGUGACAUGCUAAUUCUCCUUGGAUGCUGCAGUGUGGAGUAUGAUUUCACACACCAUAUGGUGUCAGCUUGUGAUAAAUGGAAACCAUUAUGCUUCCAUAGGAAACAAUGGCAGUCAAGAGAGACAAUUUGCUGUAGCCCACAGGAAUGCAAAAAUAAUGUGUGUUGCCACUCUGAACAGCUAACAAGGACAGCUUUGAAGUAAACCUUUCUUUCUUUUUGGGAGCAAGGAGGACAGGCAUUUUCUUCCAGACUUGUGCUGCUGUUCUUGUUUGAAUGUGUUUCACAUCAAAAAUGCAGAAGAGAUCUUAAUUACUGUAUGCUUUUUCCCAAUACUAGAGAAAAAUCAUUAAUCCAGAGACUGAUGGGUACAUUUUUACUGAUUGGACUAUUUCCCUAAUUUUUUUAGGGAAACACAGAAAGUUUAGGCUUCAGUUAUAACCUACAGUUAUUCAUCAAACAGUGAAGCAAGUUAUUACCUGUAGCUCUUAAACAGCUCCUCUUAUAUACCGGGGAGGUUAAUGUAUGCAUUUUACUUCAGUGAGAGCAAUAAAAGUUUGAUUUCCAACUUUCUGUUCUGAGAAGAUGAUAUAACAAUGUUACAUGUUCUAUAUGUUCUCUUCACAAAGAAUAAUAGCAAAAACCUGGGAAAAUAUUCUUUGGAACUUAUUUUGAAACAAUAUUUACCAAGGAUUGGGCAGGUCCCAUAUAUUAUAGCUAAAAGUUAAAAUGAACUUAAUAUAUAUAGUGCUGAUUACUUGUUUUUGCUUGAGCUGAGACUUCAGGGACCAAAUUUGGCCUUCAGAUAUGCAUACACAACUUCCACUGAUGUUGGUGGCAGCUGUAUACAAUAUGGGAAGCAGAGUCUGGCUCUUUAAUGUACAUGCUAGCUGUAGUAGUUACAUGUAAUUCAGAACCCACCAUCAUUAAUACAUUAAUAACAUAUUGACAUUAGUGGACAUACAGUUGUGACCAAUAGGUAAAUAUCUAUCAUAAUAUAAUUAUAUUAUAAUUUUGUUUGUCUUAAUUCUAGUCAUUACAUCUUUUGAUUGUCAGUUCACUACAAAUGAACAGUUCAUCAUAUAAGCAAAGUGUGGGUGUAGGAAAUUAGUUAGAAAUGAACAAAUGGGGUAAAACUGAAACAUUUUCUAAAAAUGCUAAUACAGAAGUGUCAGCUGCUGGACUGCAGUACAGCCGCUCUGGGCUACACUGCCAGUGGUUUUUGGCUAUAAAGGAAGCAUGCCCAGCACCAGAAGGAUCACCCAAGUACAAAACAUAUGUUCAAAUAGAGUGCAGCCAUCAUAGAAACUCCUUAAAUCAUUGCCCUUCUUGUUACUGGCAUAGGGAAUGGGGCUAGAGGGGAAAAAAGCAUGGCCAGAAUACCCCUACACUGCAUUACCUUUGGCUGCUAUUUCAACUUCUUCAAGCCACUAGUAGGCAAAGCAGAUUAGAGCCAGCAGGUAUCUGGUUAAACAAUCCUAGCUACUUUGUAAAGUGCUUUGAGAUCUACUGACAAAAAGCAGUAUGUAAGUUGGUAUUUUUUUAAUUAUUAUUUAUUAUUCUGGAGGGCAAAACUUUGCAUACCUGACACAGCUCUAACCAAUGCUCAAGCUUCUUCUGGACAGUUUUUCACAUGAAACAACAGAAGUCUGGCAUCAUAUUAAAUUAGCUAUUUCCGUAAAACAAAGGAAUUUUCAAAACAAAAACUUUGUUACUUUACAGCUAAAUUUACUAAGGGCCAUUUGAGAGGUCCCAUUAAACACAGCCAUUAAGAAACAAAACACAAACAUUAAAAAUAAUGGAAAAACAUACAAAGAUUACAUAAAUUCUGGCACUAGCCUAACCUCGAAAUCGCACAUGCAUAUGUGAGUAUCCAGAUACACCAUUAAACAGAAAACUUAGUGAUCAGUACACAAACCAACUUAAUUUUGCCACUUCACAAGCCCCUCUACUUAAAAGCUUGAAUACCUUAUCCAUAAAAAACUGUAAAAUGUCUGGCCGUACAACCACAUACUAUCCAAAACAUCAAUGAUAUUUUAAAACCAAAGUCUAGCUGCAUCUAUUUCUAUCAAUCAAAGUUUCUGUAACCUGCAUCAAUUGCAGUCUGAGUAAAUUAAUUCCAUAUACCCUUAAUUAGGUAAAUAAUCAUUAGAGGCAAAGAUAUUCUUACAUCAUAUUAUAAAACAGUUUCCAUUAUAUUAAAACAGGACUGUUUGUGUCAAAACAAACCAUCAAACUUGAUACACAGAACAAAUAGUGUGUUUGUGUACAUAGAUAUAUUAACAGGUUUCAGAGUAGCAGCUGAGUUAGUCUGUAUUUGCAAAAAGAAAAGGAGUACUGGUGGCACCUUAGAGACUAGCCAAUUUAUUUGAGCUCAAAUAAAUUGGUUAGUCUCUAAGGUGCCACCAGUACUCCUUAUAGAUAUAUUAAAUUAUCCAAAUAUAUAAUACUAAAAUGGUAAAGGAUAUAGUUAAAGGAAAGACCAUCAUUAACUGAAGUAGUUAAUAGUUCUACUCAAUUUACACACAACAGUGGAGCUAGAAAUACAUAAUUUUGUAUCUAUAUAGUUCACUAACACCUGAGUACCUGUAUUUUAUAUUCUUUCUGAUGAAUUCUUCCAUCUGAAAGCUACCUUUUGAAUAUAUUAAACUUGUUCUAAGUUUCUUUUGUG
This is a messenger RNA of Caretta caretta (loggerhead turtle), 4331 nucleotides long. It is a transcript of the gene CIMIP6, whose product is annotated as ciliary microtubule inner protein 6. NCBI's taxonomy places the organism in Eukaryota, Metazoa, Chordata, Testudines, Cheloniidae. The record is from RefSeq and is a predicted model, not a curated record.